AGUAAGUGUUCCCCCCAGCCGCUAGAGUCAUAUAGAAAGUGUUUCCUUCCCGCCAGGCAAGUGCCUGUAGGAACCGGACCCCGUCCCCUUCACGGCCUAAACUUUCCCCUCCCUACUCCUUUCCUUGUGGCGAUCCCCUCGGUUGCUCUUGUUCUGGCAGUGAGCCCCUGCCAAGAUCAUGAAGCUCGUGAGGAAGGACAUUGAGAAAGACAAUGCGGGCCAGGUGACCCUGGUUCCCGAGGAACCUGAGGACAUGUGGCACACCUACAAUCUAGUGCAGGUGGGCGACAGCUUGCGCGCCUCCACCAUCCGCAAGGUACAAACGGAGUCCUCCACGGGCAGCGUAGGGAGCAACCGGGUCCGCACUACCCUCACUCUCUGCGUGGAGGCCAUCGACUUCGACUCUCAAGCCUGCCAGCUGCGGGUCAAGGGGACUAACAUCCAGGAGAAUGAGUAUGUCAAGAUGGGGGCUUACCACACCAUCGAGCUGGAGCCCAAUCGCCAGUUCACCCUGGCCAAGAAACAGUGGGACAGUGUGGUUCUGGAGCGCAUCGAGCAAGCCUGUGACCCAGCCUGGAGCGCUGAUGUAGCGGCUGUGGUGAUGCAGGAAGGCCUCGCUCAUAUCUGCUUAGUCACUCCCAGCAUGACCCUCACUCGGGCCAAGGUGGAAGUGAACAUCCCUAGGAAACGGAAAGGCAACUGCUCCCAGCACGACCGGGCCUUGGAGCGGUUCUAUGAACAGGUGGUCCAGGCCAUCCAGCGCCACAUACACUUUGAUGUUGUAAAGUGCGUCCUGGUGGCCAGCCCAGGAUUUGUGAGGGAGCAGUUCUGCGACUACAUGUUUCAACAAGCAGUGAAGACGGACAACAAAGUGCUCCUGGAAAACCGGUCCAAAUUCCUUCAGGUACAUGCCUCCUCUGGACACAAGUACUCCCUGAAAGAGGCCCUCUGUGACCCUACAGUAGCUAGCCGCCUUUCAGACACUAAAGCCGCUGGGGAAGUAAAAGCCUUGGAUGACUUCUAUAAAAUGUUACAACAUGAACCUGACCGAGCUUUUUAUGGACUCAAGCAGGUGGAGAAGGCCAAUGAGGCCAUGGCAGUUGACACAUUGCUCAUCAGCGAUGAGCUCUUCAGGCACCAGGAUGUAGCCACACGGAGCCGGUACGUGCGGCUGGUGGACAGUGUGAAGGAGAACGCAGGCUCUGUUAGGAUCUUCUCCAGUCUUCAUGUGUCUGGGGAACAGCUCAGCCAGUUGACUGGGAUAGCUGCCAUUCUUCGCUUCCCUGUCCCUGAACUCUCUGACCAAGAGGAUGAUUCUAGUUCCGAAGAAGAUUAAUGAUUGGAACUAAUAAUCGAGACAACCUGAGUCUCACUCCUUCACUGUUAGAUUUUCUCAGCAUCCUUGUGACAGAAAGCUGCGAAAGUGGCACUUUGUGAUUCUUACAGGGGUUUCUCAUGUAUUUGGUCACACUAGGUGAUUUGUGGUUGGCAGGACAUGUAUUCAAACUGAACAAUAAAAGGAAAUAAUCUCCAUGUA
This is a messenger RNA of Orcinus orca (killer whale), 1537 nucleotides long. It is a transcript of the gene PELO, whose product is annotated as pelota mRNA surveillance and ribosome rescue factor. Lineage: Eukaryota; Metazoa; Chordata; Mammalia; Artiodactyla; Delphinidae. Bases 179 to 1336 code for a protein of 385 amino acids. The transcript has 2 exons. Gene Ontology annotation, biological process: nuclear-transcribed mRNA catabolic process, no-go decay; ribosome disassembly; nonfunctional rRNA decay. The record is from RefSeq and is a predicted model, not a curated record. Gene Ontology annotation, cellular component: cytoplasm.